Messenger RNA from Brassica oleracea var. oleracea, 3546 nucleotides. RefSeq lists its product as uncharacterized. The coding region runs from base 1 to 3546 and encodes 1181 amino acids. The record is from RefSeq and is a predicted model, not a curated record. Lineage: Eukaryota; Viridiplantae; Streptophyta; Magnoliopsida; Brassicales; Brassicaceae. The transcript has a single exon.
AUGGCACCAAAGCGAACCGAAAACGAUCCACAGCUGGAUCUUGCUAGUCAGAACGCGAGUAAGAUCGCGGCGUUGGAACAAGACAUGUCCCGAAUGUCGUUGAUCGAGCAAGCGAUCCUGACGAUGCAGCAACAGAUGUCGUUACAGUCGAGUAAGCUGGAGAUACUCGACCGCAUGGAACAGAGGUACAACGAGGAAGAGGAGUACCGUCGUCGGUUGAAAGAUACCAGGAAGGGCCCUCUCUCCCCUGUUGUGGGUAGUCCCUCUGUUUCGUUGGGAGGAGGAACCUUCGGAGGUGAGAAAAGCCAGAUCGGGACGUCUCAAGCACCGUUGAGUCCGCUGAGGGAGGGAGGACUGCGGUCACGAGCAUCUCCUCUGGACAACGCCUUCCAAGGGGAGUACGUAGGAGGUAAGCUCCACCCGUUAUCCCGUCGGAUGGAGAUGCCGACGUUUAACGGUGAGGACGCCGAGGAAUGGGUCCUGCGAGUGGAACAAUACUUUGAGAUUAUCGAUCUCACGGACGAGGAGAAGGUUCGUGCGGUGCGUCUGUGCUUUGUCGGAGAGGCCCUGCUAUGGUAUCAUUGGGAGCGUGACCGAAACCCAUUUCACAACUGGGCGCAGUUACGCCGGCGUUUACUGACCCAGUACUCCGAGAUGCAUGAUACCUCUGCCGGAGAAAGGCUUCUCGCCUUGCAUCAGGAAGGAUCUGUACGAGCUUACAACCGAGAUUUUUUGGCUCUCGCCACGAACUCGCCUGAGAUCUCAGAGACCGUGUUGAAGAUGACGUAUAAAAAAGGGCUGAAGCAUCGCAUACGCGCCGGUGUCAGGAUGUUUGAGCCGGAGACGUUGGAAAAGUUGAUGACUACGGCAAAAAUGGUGGAGGAGUGGUCGAUGGCCGACGACCCACCGGAUGACGACAAAGAGCCCGACAAGUCGCCGACGAAGAAAACUAGCGGAGACCACAAACCCUUCUCAAGCCCAUCAGGCCCACGAACGAGUACCGGGCCCAACCCCAUGAAGAACAAGCCCGCUACUAAUACCAAUGGGCCUAAAGGGUUCCCAAACACACCUCGCGAGGGAGGCAAGAACAACCAUGGCCGACUCAAACCUCCGUUCCGUCGCCUUACACCGGCGGAAAUAGAGCAGAGGAGGCGCGAUGGGUUGUGCUUCCGGUGCGACGAGAAAUUCGGGUACAAACACGUGUGCGCACGAGCGGAGAUGCUAGUCGUUAUGGUGAUGGAGGAUGGAACAGAGAUUGAAAUGGCGGAGGAGCAAUGGGGGGAUGGAGAAGACGACCCUACUAAAAUGCAGGCGGAGGUAGCAGAGCUGUCACUUAACUCGGUGGUGGGUCUGUCUUCUCCUAAGACGAUGAAGGUCCGCGGUACGAUCCACGGUGAAGCGGUGGUCAUCUUGAUCGACAACGGUGCCUCGCACAAUUUCAUUUCGGAAAAGAUCGUCACCAAGCUGAACCUCCAGAAGAGAGCCGUCGCGAGCUAUGGAGUAAUGGUCGCAGGCGGUGCCACUCUCGAAGGACAAGGGGUCAUUAUUGGAUUAGAGUUACGCCUUCCCGGCUACGUGGUGGUGACUGACUUCUUACCACUCGAGUUGGGCAUUGCUGACGUGAUCCUCGGUGUUCAAUGGCUCGACACCUUGGGAGACGUUAACGUUAAUUGGAAGCUCCAAUGCAUGCGAUACCACGACGGAGAGGAGGAGAUAAUUCUACAGGGCGAUCCGAGCCUUCAUUCUGCUUCUGUCUCCUUGAAGUCGAUGUGGAAGACAUUGCAGAAAGAAGGUGAAGGCGUUCUGCUAGAGUUUGGCGGGCUACGCGCAAGUGAAGAUGUUGUACUUCCCGUAGCCUGGCCAGAGGAGUUGAAAGAGGUGCUAGAGCAGUACACACAAGUGUUUUCUGAACCGCGCGGUCUCCCUCCUUCCAGGGGACGCGAGCAUACGAUUAUCUUGGAAAACGGCGCUAAACCAGUCAGCAUAAGACCGUUUCGUUACCCGCAUGCUCAGAAGGAGGAGAUUGAGCAACAGAUUGCUUCUAUGUUAGCAGCAGGGAUUAUUCAAGAAACCUCUAGCCCUUUCUCCAGUCCAGUAUUGCUGGUACGCAAGAAAGAUGGGAGCUGGCGUUUUUGCGUAGAUUACAGGGCAUUGAACAAAUACACGGUCGCUGACAAAUACCCGAUCCCGAUGAUCGAUCAGUUACUGGACGAGCUCCAUGGUGCAACCAUCUUCUCCAAGAUAGACCUGCGAUCGGGCUACCAUCAGAUACGGGUGCGAGCUGAAGAUGUUCCGAAGACAGCGUUUAGAACUCACGACGGACAUUACGAAUUCCUCGUAAUGCCGUUUGGAUUGUCUAACGCACCGGCCACAUUUCAGGCCUUGAUGAAUGACAUCUUUCGACCAUACUUGCGUAAGUUUGUGCUCGUGUUCUUCGACGACAUCCUCAUCUACAGUCGAAGCGUGGAGGAACACAAGCAACACCUUGCUAUUGUGCUGAUGAUUUUGGAGGAGCAGGAACUCUUUGCUAAUCGAAAGAAGUGCACGUUUGGUAGCAGUAGCGUCGAGUACCUGGGGCACAUUAUAUCUGCAGAGGGGGUAGCAGCAGAUAUGAAUAAGGUGAAGGCAAUGAUGGAUUGGGCCGAACCUCGCAACGUCAAGGCUUUACGAGGAUUCUUAGGACUCACGGGUUACUACCAGAAGUUUGUAAGGGGAUAUGGUGACAUUGCUCGACCAUUAACGAUCCUGCUGAAGAAGGAGGGGUUUGUUUGGAGUGUUGCAGCAGGAGACGCGUUCCAAAAGUUGAAGAUAGCAAUGUCGACAGUACCGGUCUUGGCUCUCCCUGAUUUCAACGAAGUGUUCGUGGUAGAGUCUGAAGCAUCAGGAGUGGGCUUGGGAGCUGUCUUAAUGCAAGGACAACGACCCAUCGCAUAUUUCAGUCAGGCCCUUACUGAGCGUCAGAAACUGAAGUCGGUCUACGAAAGAGAGCUGAUGGCGAUAGUAUUCGCGUUGAUGAAAUGGCGCCACUACCUACUUGGAAGACACUUCAUUGUCAGGACAGACCAAAAGAGCCUCAAAUUCCUUUUGGAGCAGCGUGAAAUCAAUAUGGAUUACCAACGCUGGCUCUCGAAGAUAUUGGGGUUUGAUUUCGAGAUACACUACAAGCCUGGAUUGGAGAACAAAGCCGCGGAUGCGUUGUCGCGUAAGGCUAUGGUCGCAGAAGUGUUUGCGGUAUCCGUACCGGCUGCUAUUCAAUUGGAGGAGAUCAGUAGCGCCGUCGAUAAGGAUCCUGAGUUGAAGAAGAUCAUGGCUGAGUUGCAAGCGGAUUCUGCUAGUCAUGUGGGUUACACUCUAGUCCAAGGGAGGUUACUGCGGAAUGGGAAGCUCGUGGUUCCAAAAACAUCACCGUUAGUGGGUCUCAUACUAUCUGAGUUCCAUGACAGUAAGAUGGGGGGUCACGGUGGCGUUAACAGAACACAGAGAAGAAUCAGUGAGUUGUUCUUUUGGGAGGGAAUGCUCACAGACAUCAGACGCUAUGUAGCGUAG